This is a messenger RNA of Effrenium voratum, 321 nucleotides long. The record is from the annotation of a GenBank genome assembly. NCBI's taxonomy places the organism in Eukaryota, Dinophyceae, Suessiales, Symbiodiniaceae.
AUGGACUUGACACUGGGCAACCUCGCGGCGACGGAGAUGGAUGAUGAGCCUACGGAGGUCCAAGGAGGAGGAGCGGCUGUCCCGCCAGAGCCUGCCGUGCAGUGGGCCUUCACUACGGCACGCCCGGGCACUACGGAGAGGAAGAGAGUGAUGGAGGUAGAUCAGCCCAGUGGGUAUGCGUCCUUGUUUGCGGCCAUGCAAGAAGAGGUUGCGCCCCGGCUGCAAAGCCCAAGGCUGCCCAACAGGUCCAGACCCCGGCUGCCCCCAAGGGAGGAGCAGUGCCCCUGGGUGCCAAAGCGGUUGCCCCUGCCGGUGGAAUAA